Molecule: messenger RNA, 3582 nt
Organism: Xyrichtys novacula (pearly razorfish)
Lineage: Eukaryota; Metazoa; Chordata; Actinopteri; Labriformes; Labridae
Source: the annotation of a GenBank genome assembly
GUCUGUUUGCGCUACUUCCUGUUCAAAGUCCAGCUGAGAGGUUGGAGUGAAAACAUAUUUCACUCUGGAUAUGUUUUUGUUACAGCCUUAUGGUUCAGUUUUUAUUUGUCGUCUCGCUUUUUGAGAGUAUUUAGCAAACAUGCAGCAGUCUGUGGAGGCUUUGGUGAAGGUGCUGGAGACGUACAGAGGAAGAGAUAAAAUAGUAAGUGUUCAUUUCUCAAUUAUAACGGGUGUAAAUACACACACCAUGCUGUUUUCCUAACUGUUCUGAGAGCACACACUUGUCCUUGUCUCUUUUAUCUAGUGUUUGUUUUGUCUGCUGUAUGACUUAAAUCCAGACAUUUUCAAGCACUUAUCAGCAGCACUUCUUUAAUAAUUAACUAAUCACAUAUUUACAGGAUAAAAAAAAGAAAAGUUCAAUUUGUUCUGAUUUCAGUUUUUCCGGCUUUAUCUAACUCAUUACUAAAAUGAUUACAUUUCAACUUUGUGUCACAUAAAAUUGUCUUUUGCUGUUUAAUUAACCAAAAUCUCCACUGUAAGAAAAAUCAGCACAUUUACCAGCUUUGAAAAAAUAAGAAAAUUGACACCUGAGAUGCUGGCCUUAAAAGGGGAGGGAAACCAAUCCCUUUCAAAAUCCUCCUGUUUUGCAUGUAAAUAUAUCACACCACCAUGAUAAAUGUGUUCAGCUUCUACAUCUUAGUAGUCAACCUAUUUUCUGUGGUUUCUUGGGGUUGACUGGUUGUUUCCCUGACCUAUUUUUGGUGCCUUUAUUUUGCAUUUGGUUGAUCGUUGGGUUGAUUAUCUGUAUCAUUAUGUUUUACCAUAACAUCAUUAUAAAUUAUAGAAACUUUAAAAACAAUGCUACCGUGGCUCCACUGUAAGUGUUUUUUUUUUCCCUUUUGGGAACUGUUGCAGAAACUUUUAACCAUUUUUACCACAAAUGUAUAUCCACUCCAAUUGGUGGUUAGUAAUUCUCACAAACUACGACUAAUAAUUGGUAUCAAUAUUGACCCUUGAAGAAACAACAGUGGUCACCCGCUACCUCUAGCUUGUCAGCAAAGACUCAGAGACUGUUCUAUCCAUGAUUUUAAAGCCUUUAGUCAAAUUUACAAAGCUUUUAUUGUCUGUUUUGUGUUAAGGCCAUCAAAAGUGGUAAAAUUAUUGCCCAAACUGUCAUUUUCAUUAAAACACCUGUGUGUAUGUGCAUCUUCAGAUUAGGACGGCGUGUUACGGCUCUCAGCUGGUCGGAGGAGUUCUUUCCCGUAAAGAAGAAGCGGACGUCUCAUCCCAGCGGCUCGGGAAAAGUCUGCUGCUGUUUUCUGCUCAGCUCAGCCACUGCAGGACGGUGCUGAGGCUGUUCGAUGAUCUCUCCAUGCUGGCCUACUCUCAGGGUUAUGGGUUUGGAGGCAGGGUGAGGAACAGAAAAACAGUCUGCUCUGUUUUUGUCAUAAUAAUUAUUCAUAUCUUAGACAGGGGCUGUAUGUUUGCUCUUACUUGAUGUGUUAAUAUAGUCUCAACCGUGCGCUGCAGCAUUAAAACAUGUCAAUUUGACUCUAAAGGAGGAGGACGCAGGCGUACGCUGGAUCUCUGUGUUAAAUAACGUGGCCGACCAGCUGUAUUACCCCUGUGAACACAUCGCCUGGGCAGCAGACGCAGAGCUCAUCAAAGCAAAAUCUGACAAGUGGUGGCUGCUCUGCACGCUGCUGUGGGGAACGUCUCUGCUGCUGGGAAUACUCAGGUCAGACAUCACCUGUCUGCACACAAGAAUCAAACCUGAUCAGAUCUCUAUCAUCAAAUAACUGAGGGUCACUUAUACUUUCACUCAGACAUGUUUUACACUUCAUUACAGUUCUGAAUAUAGCUAUAAAGCGUUCCUCAAAUGAUCAAUGCAGUCCUAGUUAUUCAAGUAAAUAAAACAAAUCAUGGAAAUUACAGAGCCUCUGUGAAAUCAACUUUCUGAACCAACAGGCCACAAAGCAGCUUCUGUCAGAUUCAUUAAAAUGUCGUUCGUAUCUUUUUCUCUCUAGAUCUCUCAGAGUUUUGCUGCUGCUGAAGAAGAAGUUGAGGAAACGUGAGAGAGAUGGAGGUGGAAGCAGGUGUUGUAUCCACAGUUUUCUGCUAUUUAUUUACUCAUCAGUAAAUUUAGAAAAAAAGAUCUAGGUACACUGAGACAUUUCUCUUUAGAUGCUGAAAUCAAGUGUCAUAUUUGUGUUGUCCAUCUUGCAGUCACUCUCAGCUGCGCAGACAGAUGCGAGGAGAGCUGCUCUCAAUCAUCGGGGGUAUGGCCGACCUCAGCAAUGCCAUUCACUGGAUGCCGCCUGGCUUCCUGUGGGCGGGACGAUUCCCUAACUGGCUGGUGGGGCUCAUGGGUACCGUGUCAUCUGUGGUCGGUUUGAUCCAGAUGAGCAGCAACGGUGACAGCGAUCACACAGAGAGUAUAGAGUCAUAAACAAGCUGUGAGGGAUAGGCUGGGAAAGAGAUGGAAAUGUGGUCAAGCUUCAGUUUGACCGUCUGUGGGAGUUAAUGUUAAACUCCUCUCAAUAGAAACCACAAACUCCCAUGGCGUAUUAUCACAAGAUAAUGAAGAAACUUGUUAGACUGAGGCUGAAUCAGAGCCAAACCCUCAUCAGACAUCUUAGAUGCUCUAAAAACUUUAGAAAGCUGAAAAGAAGAAUUAUUGAUGAGAUAAUCCGUCAAAUGUUAAUUUCUCUUGGCUACUUUUCAUCACUAUUUCUCAGUAUUACAAUCACAAAGUCUGACAGUUUCUCAGAUUUAUGUGCUAUAAAAUGUAGAUGCUGGUACGUAAAGAGGCAGGCAGUUCCUCCUACUCUGUCACCGGGACAUUUUUUAGUGCAACCAAGUCUCCUAAAGCAACAGAUCCAUGUGGAGAAACAACCCCUUUGCCUGAGGAGUACAAGACUUCUCACAGUCUACAUCCUUGUUUUCAAUAUGCAAAGCGGUCUGAGACUUCACCGUGUACUGGGUGGCUCGCAGACUGAUUCUUCUAUGGAUCUUUAACACCAGAUUAAAGCGACAUGGAGACACUUAACCUUUUACAGUUCAGUUGAUCACCAAGGGAGGUCAGUGAACAAGAUGCUGAUUCAGGAUUGAUUUGUUUGAGGCUUCUGUAUUGAUUUACAGGGAAAAAAACAAUGGCUAUGGAGAGACAGGUACAUUAUUGCCUUAAAGAUACACUCCAUAAACCGACUUUCAAUCUUGCCUUUUCAUACAAAGCAGUUCUUUAAGCGUAAAUAAUUUUCACAUCUGUUUUGUAUUGAUUUUGGAUUCUCAGUGUUUUAACUUGUGUAUAUUCCUAGAGUGUAAUAUCCUAAAGCUACAAUACAGAAUCUAGUCUCACCUGAUUCAUAUGCAGUGCUGUUGUGCCGAAUCCUGAUAUUUGAUGAAAAUAAAACUGACAAGCAUUGUGCAGGUAGAACAGCUUAGAGACAACUUCGACAUUUUUUUUUUAAACAAAGUCUUCACCUGCUUAGAAUUUCAAAUGAACUUUAUGUAAAAAAUAUUUGUAUUAAUUACAGAAAAUCAGUUUUUAUAAAGAAUAAAAUGUGUUACUUUUUUUCAAAG